AACAAUGAAAAAAUAAAAAAAAAAUAUGAAAAAGUGCAGUCUAAAAGACCUUGUUGGAUGGCCAAACAGAUACAUUGGCAGAAACAUCUCAAAAUCGAGAAAAUAUGCCAUGCAUUCAUUGAAAUCUCAGCUAUAUUCAUUUCUGUAUUGGACUUUACAACAAUAAGAAUUAUUUCAUUGGAUUUCAAUCUUUAAUCAAACGCAGUGAAAUGGAGAAAGGGUAUUUGUACAGUGUACAUUUAAAUUAUAGAAGUUAUCAUAGAAAUAUGUCUUUUUGGAGACUGCCCACCUACAUUUUUUUUUGCAUUUUAGGAUCAUCUUCCCCAGAGUGACGAUCAAAUCAAAGAGGGUUUGAUAGAUGUCAUUUUUGCAUCUCCAGAAACAUUGGUUGGUGAUCCCUAUUGUUUAAAGAAGUUGAACAUUAAGUUGGUUGUAAUUGAUGAGUUUCACACAAUAGCAAUUUGGGGCCAAGAUGAAGGAGACAGAAAAAAAGGCUUUUCGAAAAUGGUUUUCAAAUGUAGGUGAACUAAGAUCCCUCUUUUCCGAUGCUACAGUAUUGGCUUUAAGUGCAACUUGCACUGUAAGCUUUAGGAAAAAAGGUCAUGAAAAUAUUGCAGCUAGCGGAGGACACAACAGAAAUUAAUUUAUCACCAAACAAGUCUAAUAUUAAACUAGUAUCUUCCAAAAUUAAAAAUUAAAUUGAAAUGGGAAUGACAUGGUUAGUAGAUGCAUUAGAGGAAAAAAGUCAGGACUUCCCACGUACACUUUUGUAUUGUUAAUCGAUAAAUGACACUUCCAAACUUUAUAAAUACAUUGUAACAGAAUUGCCACAUUGUGCCAAGUAUAUUGAGAUGUUCCAUUCUGAAACUCCAGAUGUUAACAAAAACAUCAUAAUUAAUGCAUUGAAGGAGGAAAGUAGUGUUUUGAGACUUAUUUUGUCAACCAGUGCCCUGGGAAUGGGUUUAGAUGUAAAAAAGUGUAGUGGAGUGGUAUUAUUUGGACCUCCAAAUAAUCUGGUAGAUUUGCUGCAAGAAAUAGGGCGAGUGGGGAGGGAUGGAAAUCCAUCAGUUGCCAUUAUCCUAUACAAUGGAUACCACUUGCAGAAGUUGAAACCGGAAGUUAAGGCAAUUCUUAAAGCUAAAGAUUGUAGGAGAAAGGAUCUGAUGUGUAAUUUCCUCAGAAAUUCAGACUUGGAUGAUUUGAUGAAGAAAGAAAGCAGGAAACAUUCAUGCUGUGACUUGUGUACUAAGUCUUGUAAUUGUGAAUCCUGUGAUAUGUUACCUCUUGAGAAGUUAUUUCUGUCAGAACAAGUUGUUGAGGAGCUCGAGGAGCAAGAAGAUUCUGAUGUUUCAGAUAGCGAUACUGAAGACUACAAUUUGUCUGCCUAUAAAUACUUCGAAGAUCUUGAUAUGGCUUUAUUAGAAAUACAAGAUGAUUAAAACAGUUGAUAUUUAUUUA
Messenger RNA from Mytilus californianus (California mussel), 1458 nucleotides. RefSeq names its product ATP-dependent helicase wrn-1-like. The transcript has 2 exons. Lineage: Eukaryota; Metazoa; Mollusca; Bivalvia; Mytilida; Mytilidae. The record is from RefSeq and is a predicted model, not a curated record. Gene Ontology annotation, cellular component: chromosome; nucleoplasm; cytoplasm. Bases 852 to 1439 code for a protein of 195 amino acids. Gene Ontology annotation, biological process: double-strand break repair via homologous recombination; telomere maintenance. Gene Ontology annotation, molecular function: four-way junction helicase activity; 3'-5' DNA helicase activity.